This is a messenger RNA of Arachis stenosperma, 1929 nucleotides long. RefSeq names its product cell division protein FtsY homolog, chloroplastic-like. Gene Ontology annotation, cellular component: membrane. The transcript is spliced from 11 exons. Gene Ontology annotation, biological process: SRP-dependent cotranslational protein targeting to membrane. Lineage: Eukaryota; Viridiplantae; Streptophyta; Magnoliopsida; Fabales; Fabaceae. The coding region runs from base 17 to 1141 and encodes 374 amino acids. Gene Ontology annotation, molecular function: signal recognition particle binding; ATP hydrolysis activity; GTPase activity. The record is from RefSeq and is a predicted model, not a curated record.
GUGAAGAAGGGAAAAAAUGGCUUCUUCUUUUUCUUCUUCGAUGUGCGCUUCUUACUCUUCAGUAAUCUCGAGACCUUUUUAUAAUUCUCAACCGCAAUUCGCGUUCUUCUGUACCGGGAAACUCGGUUCGGUUCCCGAUUCGGGUGGGCGGUUCAGGUGUAUGGCUGGUCAAACCGGAUUCUUCACAAAGCUUGGGAGGCUAAUAAAGGAGAAGGCGAAGAGCGACGUUGAGAAGAUAUUCUCCGGCGGGUUCACGAAGACGCGGAAAAACCUCGCCGUCAUCGACGAGCUUCUUCUCUAUUGGAAUCUCUCCGACACCGAUCGAGUACUCGACGAGCUCGAAGAGGCUCUUUUGGUGUCUGAUUUUGGACCAAAAAUCACUAUUAAGAUAGUGGAGAAUUUGCGUGAGGAUAUAUUGUCAGGGAAGCUCAAAUCAGGCACUGAGAUAAAGGAAGCAUUGAAACAGAAUGUCUUGGAUUUGUUGACGACUAAGGGGAGUAAAACUGAACUUCAACUUGGAUUCAGGAAGCCAGCUGUAAUAAUGAUAGUUGGUGUUAAUGGUGGUGGAAAGACAACAUCUCUGGGAAAGCUGGCGUAUAGACUGAAGAAAGAAGGGGCAAAGAUACUGAUGGCUGCUGGUGAUACAUUUAGAGCAGCUGCUGGUGAUCAGCUAGAGAUAUGGGCUGAAAGGACUGAUUGUGAGAUUGUUAGGGCUGAAUCAGAGAAAGCCAAAGCAUCAUCAGUGCUUACACAAGCUGUGAAAAAGGGAAAAGAACUAGGUUUCGAUAUUGUUUUAUGCGAUACAUCUGGACGUUUACACACUAAUUACAGCCUAAUGGAAGAAUUGAUUUCUUGUAAAAAGGCAGUGAGCAAAGUCGUUGCUGGUGCCCCUAAUGAGAUCCUACUGGUUCUGGAUGGAACUACAGGUUUGAAUAUGCUGCCACAGACAAGAGAGUUCAAUGAGGUUGUAGGUGUUACGGGUUUAAUUUUGUCCAAGCUGGAUGGUUCUGCAAGAGGCGGCUGUGUGGUCAGUGUUGUUGAUGAGCUUGGAAUCCCUGUUAAAUUUGUGGGUGUUGGUGAACGUGUAGAAGACCUUCAACCCUUUGAUGCAGAGGCCUUUGUCAAUGCCAUCUUUUCAUAAACCAAUGUUAGGUUAUGUUAAUAUGGUAUGCGAAUUAUGAUUUGUUCUCGUCAUGAAAUUUUUUGCAAAUUUGUCAUGGUAUAACUGGAAUUACACGCAUUUUGAAAGUACAGAAAAUGGCUAAAACACUGUCCAAGACAUGUCUCUUGUAUAUCUCUAUUUAAGCUUUUGUUUAUAUCAGUUAUCCAAACAUACUUUUUACCCCAGCUUCUCUUUCUCUUCUAUGGACAGUAAUAAAAUGCUACCUUAAAAAUGUAGAACUCUAUGAAAAAUGAAAUAUUAGCAUUUUAGUUAAACCAGAAGCACUUUGAAUUGUAGCCUUGUGCUUGUAGGACAUUUUCUUGCUUGUAUUGGCUAUUUCAAUUUACUUUUCCAUACCAUUGUUGUAUAUGUUCUGCUUCAAGAUCAUUUAUUAGCAGAAAAGCUUGGCAUGGAUAUGAAGAGCCAAUACCAGGUCAUAGGAAAGACUGGCAGUGAAGCCAUGCUUAGGAGAGGGAAGGCAAUCAAGGCAUUACAAAAUUGUGUAAAUGAUUUUGUGGUGCAGAGACGAUAUUGCUUUUGAUGCACGUUAGGGUGUAUAGAAACAUUUUUCAUUCUCUGUGGCUCAGUUUUUGACAACACAAAGGUGUUUAUAUGAUGUGCAUGUAAACAUGUGCCCCAUUGUUUGUAAUAUAUCUGUUUGAUUAAUGAUAUGUUUUUCUUGCUUAGAUUUCUCAGGUUUUUCAGUUUCAACCAUAUCAAUUCAUCAUCUAUGCAAAUUUGCACUUGUAAAGGAAAUUUACCCAUAA